UAUUCGCCCCCCUAUAUUUUCCCUAUCCCAUACACUAUUUUGUAAUCCUUCGACAACAGAUAAUUGAUCAUGUAUAUAUUCAUUCGGUGAAACCGUUAUGUGUGUGUCUAUAUAUACAUAAAAGAAGAGAAGGUGACGAGUGAUGGCGCCGAGGGAGAAAGCGGUUGCGGCAGAGAAAGUGGGUGGUGGGAUAAAAGAGGUGCAUUUUCGUGGGGUGAGGAAAAGACCGUGGGGAAGAUAUGCGGCGGAGAUAAGGGAUCCUGGGAAAAAGAGUCGCGUGUGGCUGGGUACCUUUGACACGGCGGAGGAGGCUGCCAGAGCCUACGACACCGCCGCUAGGCGAUUCCGUGGCGCCAAGGCAAAGACCAAUUUUCCCUCUCUGGAUCUGAACACGAAUGCUGAGAAUCUCAAGAAAAGCAACGAUCUUUUUGUUAGCAAGAAAAAUAUCCAGAGCCGGAGUCCUAGCCAGAGCAGCACCGUCGAAUCAGCCGGCAAUGAUAACUCGCUGACGGUGAUUAACUCCUCUCCUGUCGACCUCACUUUGGGUGGAUCCAAAAGGUUUCCAUUCCAGAACCACCAUUAUUUUCGCCCUACACCAAUUCCCGGACAACUCGCCGGAAGGUUCGUCAGAAAUUUGCCUGUGCAAUCCCAGAUGCUCUAUCUUGAUGCCUUGUCAAAGCAAGAAAUCGUCAACCGCAUCAAUGAUCACAGGCUUGUGACUCUGGAUUUCCUUAAGAGCGGCAACGCCGCUGGAUCCGAGAGUGAAUCCGACUCAGCUGCUCUUGUCGACUUGAAACCCAACAAUGGUCUUCGUCUGGAUCUCAACCUCCCACCGCCACCUGAGAAUAACUAACUACGGUCCCGGAACUGAUUCUCUUUUUGUUUACUUACGUACCUUUUUCCGUUUUAUGUUUGUUUUUGCUGAAAAAUUAUGGACAAAAAAAGACACAAAACGAGUAGAUGACUAGAAGAUUGAUGCUUCUAGUGAAAUUAAAUAUAUUUUUGUUUGCAGCAGCUAAGAAAAAUCAAUAGGUUUUCUGCUUGUUGUUCUUUAACUGGUGGCUUCUCCUGUUUCAGAUCGUGUAAUUCUGUAUUUUCUUAGCUUACAUAGAAUACAUGCUAUUUUAUUACUCACUUUAA
This is a messenger RNA of Olea europaea var. sylvestris, 1140 nucleotides long. Its product is annotated as ethylene-responsive transcription factor 4-like. Bases 143 to 853 code for a protein of 236 amino acids. Gene Ontology annotation, molecular function: DNA-binding transcription factor activity; DNA binding. Lineage: Eukaryota; Viridiplantae; Streptophyta; Magnoliopsida; Lamiales; Oleaceae. Gene Ontology annotation, biological process: regulation of DNA-templated transcription. The record is from RefSeq and is a predicted model, not a curated record. The transcript has a single exon.